Messenger RNA from Aspergillus ruber CBS 135680, 2217 nucleotides. RefSeq names its product putative C6 transcription factor (Leu3). Gene Ontology annotation, cellular component: nucleus. The coding region runs from base 1 to 2217 and encodes 738 amino acids. Gene Ontology annotation, molecular function: DNA-binding transcription factor activity, RNA polymerase II-specific; transcription cis-regulatory region binding; zinc ion binding. The record is from RefSeq and is a predicted model, not a curated record. Gene Ontology annotation, biological process: regulation of DNA-templated transcription; DNA-templated transcription. NCBI's taxonomy places the organism in Eukaryota, Fungi, Ascomycota, Eurotiomycetes, Eurotiales, Aspergillaceae. The transcript has 5 exons.
AUGGGAGGUGUCGGUCAUUCUGCUGCUGUCGGCCCCGACGGCCUGGGGCAAGCUAGAAAGCGUAAUGUCACCAUGGCGGGGCUAGACAGCUCUCCGGGGAGUGUAGAUGUGGAUGAUAUCGAGGACAGUGAGCUCCGUGACGAGAAGAAGAGACAGCCUGUGAAACGCGCGUGCAACGAAUGUCGCCAGCAAAAGCUUCGAUGCGAUGUGUCUCAAGACCCAUGGAGCGACUGUUCGCGAUGUCGACGUCUAAAACUCGAUUGUAAAAUCGAAUCAAACUUCAAGCGCGUUGGAAAGCGAAGCCGAAAUGCAGAGAUGGAACGCGAGAUCAUUGAAUUGAGGAAGAAGGUUGCGAAUUCGCAAGCGAAUAAUCUCGCCCAGCACCAGCAGCAACCUCUUCAAUCGGCGCAUCCUACACCAAAGCAAGAAUCAAGCCAUGUCAGUCCGGCUGGGGCUUACCAGACACCUUCUGCCAUAUCGUCUGACCAGUACAUGGGCUCUCAAGAGGCCGUGGCGUCCUUGUUAGACUUGCGUUCGGGCUUUGAUGGUUCCAACUACAUGCGGAAUGGCAAUCAUCAACUCAAGCGACUUGAAGAUGUCAUUAUCAUACCAGAGACGAUGACAGAGUUAUUCAACUUGUUUUUCCUAUUCUACCAUCCAUUCCUCCCGUUCCUCGACCGAGAGCGAUCGCCUGAAGACUACUAUCACACCUCGCCACUUCUUUUCUGGACUAUAAUUAGCGUUGGUGCACGACGGUACCAAGGGGACUCUCAUCUCCUUAAUUCUCUGGCCGGUCCGGUGUCGCGACUCGUAUGGAGCACAUUAGCAGACAUCCCACAGAGCUACCAUGUCGUCAAGGCUCUUUGUCUGCUUUGCACAUGGCCUUUUCCAACCAGCAGUACCUCAACAGACCCGACGUUCAUGCUGUGUGGUAUGAUGAUGCAAGUCGCCAUGCAACUUGGUCUUCACCGGCCUUCGCACACUCAGGACUUUAGCAAGUUCACAGUGGAGCUGAUUGAGGAGGAGCUCAGGGAUAAAGUGAGAACAUGGGCGAUCUGCAAUAUUGUGGCUCAGCGGGUUGCAACUGGUUAUGGACAACCACCGUCUACUCUCUACGACUGGACACUGUCGUGGAGCGAGUUGACAGACCCGAACUUCAAGCUUCCUGAGGGCAUAAAACCCAGACUCGAGAUUGAGCGAUUCUGUAACAAGGUCACCAAAUCCCUUUACACCAACCAGCGAGACCCGGUUGGACUGUGCAGUGAUCAGGAGCGGUCAACCUUGAUAUCGUUCCUCGCGCGAGAUUUUGAUGAGCUUGAGCAGAAGCACAAAGUACAAAAUGACUGUACGUUACCUUGUUUCUCGGCAAAGAGCUAUGCUAAUCUUGAAGGUGUCACCGACCUUUAUCUCCGCGCCGCGAACCUCCACCUUCACUUAUCAGCUUUCUUCGACGAUCCGACGACAACGAAGGAUUACCGUGAGCGUCUCUUGACUCUUUACGCUGCAACAACAUCGUUCCUCGAGGCCGCCAUGAACCUCGAAACAGAAGUCGGACCAGUUCUAUCUUACACACCUUACUAUAUAUACCAAAUGAUGGUGGCAGGAGGAUGCACGUUGCAGAAGCUGGGGAAGAGCUUCUUUUCCACUCACAUCGAUAUGGAUUACACCAAGAACCUUUUCAACCGAACCAUUUGGGCCAUCCGCGGUGUGUCUGUGUCUAGCAACGACCUCCCAGAACGGCUGGCAGAGGUUCUGGCGCAGAUGUGGAGAUUGGGAGGUGCUCCAGCUCCUAAUAAUACGGAGGUCGACGACACUUUGACGCUGAAGGUUCGGUGUCGCAUGAGUAUGUCCUUGCUCUACGACUCUGUGUGGAGAUGGCGAGAGGAUGCAAGGACCAAGGGUCGGAAUAUCGAAGCAUACCUCAAAAACCCCACAAACCCUGACUCCAACGCAGACUCCUCAGCAAACUCCUCCGCUGCCGCAGGCCGUCCCGCAUCCUCAACACCAGUGGUCAGCGGUGGGGACCCCAGCUUAGCACCCGCGCCUAUACUCGCUCAAGCAAACCUCGGGGUGGGAGAAACACAUAGCCUACCGAGCGGGUUCAUGGAACCGAAUUAUGAGGUGUUCGACCCACUAAACUGGCUACUCGAUGGCUUGGUUGAUUUACCGUAUCCGUACUCAACGGUUUCAGGAAUGGAGGCUCAGGGCAUUGCCUAA